AUGAAAAUAUGGUCCCUGAUUUCAGAAGGGGGCUGAGACAGGAACGACAGAUCCAUCUAACAACCAUCGCCGCGCGUCGAGGGUUUCUUCCUGUUCGAGCGUGACAGUCUCUAAAAGUCUAAAACCCUUCAGACAGAGAGCGCGAGAAGACGCUAACUGGAGGAAUCAGCACAGCGAGAAGGGAAAGAUGUCGACGGAUACUAAGGCAGGGGGCUCCGGGAAAGCAGGUAAGAAGAAGAACAAGAACAAGAACAAGAACAAGGAUAAGGGGUGGCCAAAGGGCGUUAGUGAGGCCUCUCGAGCUAGGUUUUCUGAAAUCCUCGAACGAUUCCGCUCGUCCAAUGAUGAAGAGUUCAAAUUUGAUCCAAAGCUUAACAAUUUGGAGCGAGCUGCAGUGCAUAAGCUGUGCAGAAAAUUUGGCAUGAAAUCCAAAAGUCAUGGGGAUGGGACUGCACGGCGUGUAGUUGUUUUCAAAAAUAAAAUAAAGAAAGCAUGUCCCGAAAGAGAGAAGAAAGCUCUUGGGUUUAAGUUUUCAGAAGAAUCAAAAGCUAUACUACAGGAUCUAUUUAGUCAAUUUCCACCUGGUGAGGAGGAUGCUACUUCUUAUAUGGCUGGAAAACGUAACAAGAAAGGAAAGAAGUUUUUUGGAAUGCAGGAUGAUAUAUUCCAAAAACCUGCAAUGGACAAGUCAGAGAUUGCAAAGAGAGUCGAGACCCUUGCUAUAAGAGCUGAACAUAACCAUACCUUAAGACAGAUUUUUGAAGGGAGGUCGAAACUUCCAAUUGCUUCUUUCAAGGAUAUGAUUACAUCAAGUGUAGAAGAAAAUCAGGUAGUGCUAAUCUCUGGUGAAACUGGAUGUGGAAAAACCACACAGGUCCCACAAUAUAUUUUAGACCACAUGUGGGCUAAGGGAGAGCCAUGCAAAAUUGUGUGCUCUCAGCCACGGCGAGUUUCAGCUACAUCAGUUUCUGAGAGAAUUGCCCACGAGAGAGGUGAAAAGCUGGGGGAUACUGUUGGUUAUAAGAUUCGAUUGGAAAGCAGCGGAGGAAGACAUUCAUCAUUGGUAUUUUGUACAAAUGGGAUUUUGCUGAGGGUUAUAGUCGCUUAUACCAAGUUAAAAAAAACUUCGCAAAGGGCAAAGGAUGAUUUGUCUGACAUUACCCACAUCAUUGUGGAUGAAAUUCAUGAAAGGGAUCGUUUCUCUGAUUUCAUGUUAGCAAUUAUAAGGGAUAUGCUUCCUUCCUAUCCCCAUUUGCGCCUGAUUCUAAUGAGUGCAACAAUUGACGAGGAGCGUUUUUCAAAAUAUUUUUAUGGCUGCCCGAUCAUCCGAGUCCCGGGAUUCACUUACCCAGUAAAAACUUUCUACCUUGAAGAUGUACUCAGUUUUGUUAAAUCAUCAGAAAAUGAUGCCCUUGACAAUUCAACAGCCAGUCACACCUCAGGAGACUCUGUAUUAACAGAGGAAUACAGAGUUGCCUUAGAUGAAGCUAUAAAUCUUGCUCUGUCUGAUGAUGAGGUUGUUCCCCUCUUAGACAUAAUCUCUUCUGGAGCGGCACCUGAAGUCAUCAACUACCAGCAUUCUUUGACAGGGGUGACACCUUUGAUGGUUUUUGCUGGGAAAGGCUGCAUCAAUGAUAUUUGCACACUCCUUUCCCUUGGUGCUGACUGUCAUCUGAAAGCCAAGGAUGGAGCAACUGCUCUAGAUUGGGCAUCACGAGAGAACCAGUCAGAAGCAUCUGAAAUUAUCAAAAAACAUCUAGAGGAAUCAUCUUCCAAUUCUGAGGAGAAGCAAAAUUUACUAGAUAAAUACCUAUCAACAGUUGAUCCUGAACUGAUUGAUGAUGUGCUGAUUGAGAAGUUACUAAGAAAAAUAUGUGAGACCUCAACGGAUGGAGCCAUCCUGGUUUUUCUUCGUGGGUGGGAUGAUAUUACUAGAACAAGAGACAGAUUGCAAAAGAUUGCAUUGUUCAAUAAUGAAUCCAAGUUUUCAAUAAUCCCUCUUCAUUCUAUGGUUCCACCAGUAGAGCAAAAGAAGGCUUUUGCACGCCCUCCCCGAGGUUGUCGCAAAAUCAUUCUUUCAACUAAUAUUGCUGAGACUGCUGUUACUAUUGAAGAUGUAGUAUAUGUAGUAGAUAGUGGACGUGCGAAAGAAAAAAGUUAUGACCCUUAUAACAAUGUGUCAACUCUUGAAUCUUCUUGGAUAUCAAAAGCAAGUGCUAAGCAGCGCGAAGGACGUGCAGGGCGCUGCCAGCCAGGAAUUUGUUAUCGUCUCUAUUCAAAGGCUCGAGAAGCCUCGUUUCCGGAUUUUCAAAUUCCAGAGCUUAAGAGGAUGCCUAUAGAGGAGCUAUGUUUGCAGAUUAAGCUUCUAGAUCCCGAUUGCAAUGUUGAGGAGUUCCUUCAGAAGACAUUAGAUCCUCCUGUUUUUGAGACGAUAAGAAAUGCAAUCAUUGUUCUGCAAGAUAUAGGUGCCUUAAACGAUGAAGAGAAAGUUACAGAACUUGGGGAAAGGCUUGGGUCCUUACCUGUUCACCCUCUCACCAGCAAGAUGCUUUUGAUCUCAAUACUUUUGAAUUGUCUUGAACCAGCGCUGACUUUAGCUUGUGCAUCUGAGAAUAAAGACCCAUUUACCCUUCCGAUGUUACUGUCCGAAAGAAAAAAAGCCAACGCUGCAAAACAAGAGCUAGCCUCGUUUUAUGGUGGGAGUAGUGAUCAGUUAGCUGUGGUGGCUGCAUUUGAAUGCUGGCAAAAUGCCAAGCAAAAAGGCAAAGAGGCACAGUUCUGCUCUUCCUACUUUGUAUCGCCUGGCACCAUGAAAAUGAUAUCAAGACUGCGAAAGCAGCUUCAGUCUGAAUUGGUCCGAAAUGGUUUCAUACCUGAGAACAUAUCCAAGCAUAGCAUAAAUGCUCGUGAUCCAGGAAUUCUGCAUACUGUCCUUCUUGCUGGUUUGUAUCCCAAUGUGGGGAGACUACUUCCACCUCUCAGAAAUGCAACUCCAAGAAGUGUAGUGGAGACUGGGAGUGGUGAUAAGGUCCGUUUGCACCCUUGCUCAACCAACUUCAAGCUAGUGGACAAGAAUCUUAACCAGCCAAUAAUUGUAUAUGAUGAGAUAACUCGUGGUGAUAGGGGGCUGCACAUAAAGCAUUGCAGUAUCAUAGGGCCACUUCCGCUGCUAUUGCUGUCAUCAGAGAUUGUGGUAGCUCCUACAGAGGGAACCCGUUUUGGCAGCAAUGCAAGUAAGAGUGGAAGUGGCUCUGGAGAUGACAAUGAAGGAGAGAAGGCAAAAUCAGAGGUGUCUGAUGGAGAAGACGAUAUUAUGUCUUCUCCUGAUAAUCCUGUGAAGGCCAUUGUUGAUCGGUGGCUCUAUUUUGAAUCAACCGCUCUUGAUGUUGCUCAGAUAUACUGCUUGAGGGAGAGACUGACCUCUGCAAUUUGUUUCAAAGUGAAAGAUCCAUCAAAACGACUUCCUGAGGUCUUGGGCGCAUCCAUGAAUGCGCUUGCUUCUGUUUUAUCAUAUGACUGGAAGGUUGGGGUCUCAAUGCCAUCCAUCUCCAUUGACUCACUCACUGCAUUGGUUGGUUCUGCUGGGAUUAGUGCGUCACGCAGAAGCCUGCCGACCCCUCACACAAAUCAUCAUGGAAGCUUCCAGAAUGAUCCCAUGCAGCUUGAUGGCAGCUUGCAGAACCCUCAAAUGCAUCCCAUGAGCGUCGAGAACCCUCAGAUGUUGUCUCAUGAUGGAAGCUUCCAAAACCCUCAGAUGUUGUCUCAUGAUGGAAGCUUCCAGAACCCUCAGAUGUUGUCUCAUGAUGGAAGCUUCCAGAACCCUCAGAUGUUGUCUCAUGAUGGAAGCUUCCAGAACCCUCAGAUGCUGUCUCAUGAUGGAAGCUUCCAGAACCCUCAGAUGCUGUCUCAUGAUAGAAGCUUCCAGAACCCUCAGAUGUUGUCUCAUGAUGGAAGCUUCCAGAACCCUCAGAUGUGUCAUCCACCAGCUGGAAACGGCAACGUCCCUUUGAAUCCAUGCCCUGGCUCCGCACCCCAAGGAUCAGUUAAGUCUAAGAAAUCUGCUUCUAAGAGGCUGCGCAAAAACGGGCAUUUGACCGGGUAAUGCUUAGACGUUUCAAAAUUUUACUGCUGGGAAAAAAGUUUCACGCGUGAAUGGGAUGGAGUGGUAAUAUUGAUUUCACGCGUGAAUAAUGAGGAGGAGAAAGAGAACAAGGACGAGUCCCAUUACUGACUUAAAAGAUAGUAAAAAGUUAUUCUUGGGAUGAAUAUGGAGGCUGAGGAUUGGUGAUAUAAAGGAUCAACAGAUAGAAGAAGCAUGUCCAUAUUUGUGUUCACUCUUCAUUGAUUUAUAUCCCAUUUCUAAUUUUUGCUUGGGAAUUUUACUUCCAUCUGUAUGAAAAAAAAAUAUUGUUUGCACAUUGCUUGCAGCAGAAUAAUUUACCAAAGGACACUUGAACAAUACUCAAGACUAGUUUUUUUUGUUUGUUUUUCACACUUUUUUUUGAAAGAUUAAUAUAAGUGGCUUCUUUGA
Messenger RNA from Cuscuta campestris, 4531 nucleotides. NCBI's taxonomy places the organism in Eukaryota, Viridiplantae, Streptophyta, Magnoliopsida, Solanales, Convolvulaceae. The record is from the annotation of a GenBank genome assembly.